AUGCCUAAGGAGAAAUCAGGAUCCCGUAACGUAUUGGUAGUUGUAGACCGUUUUACGAAGAUGGCCCAUUUCAUUCCAAUGACGGGAAUCAACGCGGAACAGACCGCUAACACAUUCGUCAAAGACAUCUGGCGUUUUCACGGACUUCCUAGGAGCAUCGUCUCGGACAGAGGAACACAGUUCGUAUCAGCAUUCUGGGCGGCAAUUACGGAAAGGUUGGGAAUUCGUAGGAGACUCUCUACUUCUUUCCACCCACAGACCGAUGGCCAGACAGAAUGGACCAUCCAGCACAUGGAAGGUUACAUUCGGGCAUAUACGGCAGGGACAGGCAAGAAAUGGAAGGACCUGUUACCUAUCUGCGAAUACGCCUACAACAAUGCGAAGCAUACGUCGACCGGGCAAUCACCGUUCUACUGCAACUAUGGUUUCCAUCCCCGAACGGACUGGCCUACGGAUGCAGAGAUCGAACGAUUAUAUGCCAGUGGGAACAACUACUUGGACGAGAUCAUUACGGCUCAUGAGUUAGCGAGAGAUACGCUACAGAAGACUUUCGACAGGAUGGCAUCAAAGCCAGGACCAGCAGUACAGCGGUUCACUAUCGGUCAGAAGGUCUUGCUGGAUACUCGAAACCUAGGAGGAUACUCCAAGUGGUCAGACAAGUUUACAGGACCAUUUACGGUUUCAGCAGUGGUGGGCAAUCGGGCUUACCGUCUCGAACUUCCGGUAGAAUGGAAGGUUCACGACGUCUUUCACGAGAUGCUGCUGCGACCCUAUCGCGAGGACCCGGAUCCAACCAGGCGGCAAAAUACACGCAAACGACUGGCAACACCCGAGCCACAAGAAGCAUUGGCGGAGGAGAACUUCCAGCCGACUGUGAACAUACGACCCCACACACGAAGUCAAGGCCCAGCUAUCGAUGACGAACGGGCUCAUAAACGACAACGGAAUAGGCGGGACUAA
Messenger RNA from Morchella importuna, 960 nucleotides. RefSeq lists its product as uncharacterized. The record is from RefSeq and is a predicted model, not a curated record. Gene Ontology annotation, biological process: DNA integration. NCBI's taxonomy places the organism in Eukaryota, Fungi, Ascomycota, Pezizomycetes, Pezizales, Morchellaceae. Gene Ontology annotation, molecular function: nucleic acid binding. The coding region runs from base 1 to 960 and encodes 319 amino acids. The transcript has a single exon.